Poecilia reticulata (guppy) is the source of this 1906-nucleotide messenger RNA. RefSeq lists its product as uncharacterized. Gene Ontology annotation, cellular component: membrane. The record is from RefSeq and is a predicted model, not a curated record. NCBI's taxonomy places the organism in Eukaryota, Metazoa, Chordata, Actinopteri, Cyprinodontiformes, Poeciliidae.
CCUUUUUUUUUGCGCUCUUCCGGGACGAGGUCGCGCUGUGACGCAUGUAACUGAAUUAGAGGUUUUGUUUUUCAGAGUUUGCUUCGGGAUCUAACAGCUUUCAGGACCAGGAAGGAUGUCUGUGACCAUGAGCAGGACCGACGGGGUCACCGUGUUCACUGUGACCUCUGACCCUGACAGCCGCUGGCCUCCGCUGUGCCAGAUCCUGAAGAGCCUUUGCUACAGCCCGGUGUGCUGCUCCGCGUCCCAGCAGCUGAGGACGGUCCUGAAGACGUCUCUGUCCGUCCUCGGGGCCGUCCACAUGAUGAUCGGCCUGCUUAACAUUGGCCUUGGCGUCAUCAUCCAGCUGUCAUACAUUACUCCUAACUUUUCCUACUUCACUUCUUUUCCCUACUGGAUGGGAUCUCUGUUCAUUAUGUUUGGCAUCAUGUGCAUUUUAUCUGAGAAGUAUCCAAGUCCAUGUCUGAUCAUGCUCAAUGUGUUUGCCAACCUGGUUGGUGCUGCUCUUGCCAUUGCUGCCAUCGUGCUCUACAGUAUAUUGGAGGGAGACAUGUAUGUGUGGCUUUCCUGCGAUGACAGGUACGACUACGGCUACUAUUACAGACGCACCACGCCAAGCCCACCAGCUGAUGCUGCGUACUUGAAGGAGAUGUGCUUGGAAGGCAAAUUGAUGAUCCGGAUGCUGCUGAGGGGCAUCACUGGGGUCCUGGUCGUCCUGUCGGUGGUGGAGCUCUGCGUCACCAUCAGCUGCGCCGUGUUGGGGAUCAAAGCUCUGAGACGCACCGGCAACAAACCAAACCAGACCUCUGAUGAGCCGGAGUAUUUCAAGCCGCUGCUGGAGGAAGUCACCACCGAUCCUACAGUCUGAACAUUUUUCACUUCCUGUAAAGAUUAAACCUGCUCUGUCAUCCCACUCAAAGGGUUAAUAUCUACAUUAAUCAUUCACUUAUAUAAGCAGCUUCUGGGUUUUUUAAAUGCAGAUUAUGCUUUUUCUAUUGUCUCCUGCACUUUUGUAUAAAAUAUCAGAUCAUUUUACUUUGAUUUUCUUGAUCAUUAAGAUGUUUUUUUGUUGUUCUAUUCUGAAAUCAGCAAAUAUUCAAUCAUAUGCAUGUGAUUUUUGUUUGUUUUAAUUCCAGGUUUCCACCACUAAAUCAUGUAAAAUAAAUGCAUGAAAACGAUAAUUUGCUGCAUGUUUUCAUAUUUUAUGUCAAGUUGCUUUAUGGGGAGAUGUUUAUGUCUCCUUACCUGUUGUUUAAAAAGCGGUAAGUAAAUAUUUGACAGCCGGAUGAGUCAGAGACACGAGUCUUGGGUUAAUUCAGGAAAGUGGAGUCAUAAAUGAAAGCUAACCGUUUUUCUUUAACGUUUCUGGAAAUAGUUUGAUCCCCUCUUUAUGGACGUGUGGAAGGUUUCAGAACAGGUUGUGAUUGUUAUCAGUUGCCUGCAGAUCUACAGGCUUCAUUUUUCCUAACUUAUCAAACAAACUGAGCUGCUUUUGGUGAGUUUUAUUCCAGAUGUUGUAUUUAAAUCAUCCAGAGAUCCUGGUGGGUUCAGAUGGUUUCUUACUUUCCCUUUCAAAAGAAUUUAAAGUCUUGUUAUACAUCAUUUUGCAAACUCAAACAUCAUUUGUUAAAUUAAUCUUUAUAUAUUGGAUUUAUAGAUAUAGAUUUUGCCUUUUUAUACUUAUUAAAAUGAUUACAGUCAGUUUAUUACUACUUAUCACAACACACAUUAAAUGAGUUUCUAUUUUUAAUAAAUUUUCAAAUUGUUUUAAUGAAGUAUUUAAAAUGUGAGAAUAGAGAUAAAUAUAACUUUAAAUCAAUUUUAAACACUUCCUGGAUGCUUUCUGACUCGUUACUUUGUUCUCGCUGCAUUUCUCCUUCCUGUAAGUAAAAGAUUUGAAACGUGA